Messenger RNA from Arabis nemorensis, 192 nucleotides. Lineage: Eukaryota; Viridiplantae; Streptophyta; Magnoliopsida; Brassicales; Brassicaceae. The record is from the annotation of a GenBank genome assembly.
AUGGAUGCCAAGAACACCAAAGCUGAUGCAGCCAAGAAUUCCGGUACGAGCGGUGGUUCCGGUGGUGUUUCCGAUGUUGGUAAAACAAUGGUUGCACCUGGCUCCGGCGGUGAUCAACCCAUUUCGAGGGAUGCUUUUGAGAGCAACCCAAAGAAGUUCUUUGAUGAUCUUCACGCCAAAGAUAAGAAGUGA